AAAAAAGAUAACAUUAUCGUGCAUGCGGAACCAUAGCCGUGGAUUUAUUGCAACCGGAGUUUUUCACCGUUGCACCACUGAUGUAACUUGAAUUUCCUGAUCGGUAAGGGUCAUGGGCACGGAGUUUGUUUAGAGUCCAGUCUACGAAGCUGAACCGUCUUUUCCCAAUCACUGAAAUUGAUGAAAUGAUGUUGCGAACGCUGUGUCGGACCGGCGGGGCCCUCCUACAGCAAACUCAGCGGGCCGCGCCGAGGUUGUGGGUGACACCCGCCCAGCAGCGAUGGGCGUCCAGCCUGCCCAUGAACACCGUGGUCCUGUUUGUGCCCCAGCAGGAGGCCUGGGUGGUGGAGAGAAUGGGUCGCUUCCACCGGAUCCUAGAGCCGGGUCUAAACUUCCUCAUACCCAUACUUGACCGAGUGCGCUACGUGCAGAGCCUCAAAGAGAUUGUCAUUGAUGUACCGGAGCAGUCUGCAGUAUCUCUGGAUAAUGUAACACUACAGAUUGAUGGAGUGCUUUACUUAAGGAUCCUAGACCCUUUCAAGGCCAGUUACGGUGUCGAGGAGCCAGAAUAUGCCGUGACACAGUUGGCACAGACCACCAUGCGUUCAGAAUUAGGCAAACUCACACUGGACAAAGUGUUCAGGGAAAGGGAGUCCCUCAAUUCCAACAUCGUCCACUCCAUCAACCAAGCUUCAGAUGAGUGGGGGAUCCGUUGCCUCCGUUAUGAAAUCAAAGAUAUACAUGUUCCACCUCGUGUCAAAGAGUCCAUGCAGAUGCAGGUGGAGGCCGAGCGUAAGAAGAGAGCCACGGUGUUGGACUCUGAAGGGAUGAGGGAAGCGGCCAUUAAUGUCGCUGAGGGUCAGAAACGAGCUCAGAUUCUGGCCUCGGAGGGUGAAAAAGCAGAGCAGAUCAAUAAAGCGGCCGGUGAGGCCCAGGCCGUUCUGGCCCGAGCAGGGGCCAAAGCUAAGGCUAUCUGUAUGCUGUCGGAUGCUCUGGCCCAGCAGAACGGAGAUGCGGCAGCCUCGCUGAGUGUAGCCGAGCAGUAUGUGUCUGCUUUCUCCAAACUCGCCAAAGAGUCCAACACCAUCCUCCUUCCCUCUAACACUGGGGACGUUAGCGGAAUGAUCACACAGGCGAUGACCAUUUACAGCACGAUGUCAAAGAAGGGUCCAAAAGCACCAGAAGAGGGGCAGCUGAAGAGUGAAGACCACGUGAACCAAUCGUCUCAAUAGCAGAGGACUCGGCGAACGAACUCAAAAUCAGUAAAAUGUCACAGAAGCAGAAAGCAGUUUGUGUUUCAGUUAUUGGGUGGAGGCUCCGAGGCAUCGCUGUGUGAUGAUCACAUACCCCCUCUGCUGAUCAACUUUACUACCUUUUUUUUUUGUAAGAGGGUUUUUUAAUCUUCGCUGUAUUUUUAUGUCCAGAUAUUGUCAGAUUGGAAAGUUCCCACCGGCCUUCAACCAGAUAUACUCGCACCAGUGACUUGGCAGGCUGACAAAACGGAGAAAUUGAUGACAGGUUUUGGGAUUUAUCAGGUACUGUGGCCAUGGAUGCAGAAAUAAGCCCUGCACAUUGUGAAGGAUAUGAUUUAUAAGUAAUUUGUGGGCAAUGGCGUUCGUGCAUCAGAUCUGUUUUGUGUGGUUUAUAUUUGUGCAUAAACCCUAUAAGAAUUGG
Etheostoma cragini (Arkansas darter) is the source of this 1674-nucleotide messenger RNA. Its product is annotated as stomatin-like protein 2, mitochondrial. The record is from RefSeq and is a predicted model, not a curated record. NCBI's taxonomy places the organism in Eukaryota, Metazoa, Chordata, Actinopteri, Perciformes, Percidae. Gene Ontology annotation, cellular component: membrane. The transcript has 10 exons. The coding region runs from base 186 to 1232 and encodes 348 amino acids.